Vicia faba (fava bean) is the source of this 840-nucleotide messenger RNA. The record is from the annotation of a GenBank genome assembly. Lineage: Eukaryota; Viridiplantae; Streptophyta; Magnoliopsida; Fabales; Fabaceae.
AUGGCAACAACACCUCACCCAGCCAUGAAAAAAUCAUGGUCGAGGGGCUCCGACUCAACUCAGUUCGAAUCUCCAGCACGUUUCUGCUCUCCCUUACGAUGGGACGCAACAGACUCGCCGGAAUACCGAUCACCGGAAAACUCACCCGGAAAGUUGGUAGAAAAUCCAAUGGCAGUGGUAACCGUCAACAAGCUAAAACAGAUUUCUCAUGACAAACUCCCUGACCAACGGAAGCUGCCACCGGAGAAUACUCUUGCGGUGCUCACCCGAUCAGAGAGAGAGGAGCCUCAACGGCAGGUGACGAAAGUGGAGACUACAGAAAAAGGUGGUGAGCGGAGACCCAGGCCGGCUCCGGUAAGCUGUACGGCGGAGGAGGUUACGAGAAAGGCGGGUUUAGGGUUCCGGCUAUGCGAGGUGGUGGUGUGUCUAAUUUCUUUUUCGGUUAUGGCUGCAAAUAAGACGCAAGGUUGGAGUGGGGACUCUUAUGAUCGUUAUAAAGAAUACAGGUAUUGUUUAUCAAUGAAUGUUAUCGGAUUUGCAUACUCAGGAUUACAAGCUUGUGAUGUAGCCUUUCAACUAGUCACAGGAAAACACAUGAUCAGUCACCACCUUCGCUAUCACUUUCAGUUCUUCAUGGAUCAGGUUGUGGCAUAUCUUCUGAUGUCAGCAUCAUCCUCUGCAGCCACAAGGGUGGAUGAUUGGCAAUCUAAUUGGGGGAAAGAUGAGUUCACUGAGAUGGCUACUGUUUCAGUUGGAAUGUCAUUUCUAGCUUUUGUUGCAUUUGCCAUGAGCUCACUCAUCUCUGGUUACAUACUCUGUAACCGCCGCAACUCCAUGUAA